Molecule: messenger RNA, 432 nt
Organism: Trypanosoma rangeli
Lineage: Eukaryota; Euglenozoa; Kinetoplastea; Trypanosomatida; Trypanosomatidae
Exons: 1
Coding region: 1-432 (143 amino acids)
Source: RefSeq, a predicted model, not a curated record
AUGGCAGGCAACGAUGGUAAGAUUCUCGUGGCGGAUCUUCCAAUGAUGUAUCCCAGCGACUUUUUGCGAUUUGAAAAGGAGGGCGGUGUCUGGGGUAGGCAGUGGUAUGUGCGGCGCAAACAGCUCACGUUUGCGCUUACAACUGCCACUCUUUCCACGGCACUUGGGAGCAUGUACAUCAUCUCACGCCGCAACACAAGGCUUGUCCUGUUCAGCACCUUUGCUGGGUUCACGAUUCUGGGGUUUUGCAUCGGCUCCGCGCUCUCUUCGAUCAUCUACACGAAUGUUGCAAGCAACAAGGAGACGUCCAUGAUGCGCCGCGUGUGGUGGGCGAAGGAAUGCGCCAAGAACUGGGACUACUCGCAGGUGAACGAGGGAAUGUGGAAGGCAAAGUAUCCGCAUGCAACUUUCCCAAAGAAGGCGUGGGAGUGA